Molecule: messenger RNA, 1696 nt
Organism: Chaetomium strumarium
Lineage: Eukaryota; Fungi; Ascomycota; Sordariomycetes; Sordariales; Chaetomiaceae
Product: peptidase M24, structural domain-containing protein
Exons: 2
Coding region: 120-1595 (491 amino acids)
Biological process (GO): proteolysis
Cellular component (GO): mitochondrion
Molecular function (GO): manganese ion binding; metalloaminopeptidase activity
Source: RefSeq, a predicted model, not a curated record
GUAGAAUGCCAGUGGUGGGCUUUGCAGAGAAUCAGGGGAUUGGAUAGGUCCACUGCAACUCUCAGUUUGUUAGCCUCACUUACAGUCUCUCAUUCAUCCAUCACCCUAAUAAGUUAAAUAUGAGGCUCCUAAGGUCUGUUUUGCGGCAAUUACACAGGCCUCUGAAUACAUGGACUUCCACACAGUUUCUGCGGGGGAUACCAAAGAGACGCAGCUACGCAACGUCCAUUUCAGCAGCCGAGCUCGAAUUCGGCCAACCUGUCCAUGAGACUCACCCUCACAUCCUCAAGCCCGGUGAGAUAACUCCCGGCAUCACGGCCCAAGAGUAUGCCGACCGCCGUGCCAAGCUCGCCUUCAGCCUACCCGAGGGCGCCGUGGCCGUCCUGCCCUCUGCCGAGGUCAAGUACCGCUCGGGGGCCGUCUUCUACCCGUUCCGGCAGGAAUCCAACUUUCUCUACUUGACCGGCUUCUCAGAGCCUCAGUCCCUCGCCGUCAUCCGCAAAACCGGCCCCUCCCUAGGCGACUACACCUUCCACCUCUUCUGCCGGCCCAAAGAUGCCUUCGCGGAGCAGUGGUCCGGGCCCUGGUCCGGCCUCCGCGCAGCCGAAGACGUCUUCAACGCCGACUCAACAGGCGACAUCGCCGACAUCUCCACCCUGCUGCCCCCGCUCCUCCGCGAUGCCUCCCGCAUCUACGCCGACGUACCCCUGCACACGCAGGACGCCUCCUCUCCCUCCUCCUCUCCCUCAACCUCUCUCACCUCAGUCCUCCGCUCCCUGCAAACCCGCAUCUCCGCAGUACCCCUCGCCCCGCAGAUCAACCCGCUGCGCGCCAUCAAAUCCCCGGCCGAGAUCGCCGUCAUGCGCCACGCAGGGCGCGUAUCCGGCCGCGCCCUGACCUCGGCCAUGCGGCGCGCGUGGACGAGCGAGAAGGACCUGGACGCGUACCUAUCCUACGCCUUCACGCAGGACGGCCUGUCCGGCCCGGCCUACGUGCCCGUGGUGGCGGGCGGCUCGCGGGGCCGGAUGAUCCACUACACGCAGAACACGGCGCUGCUGCGGGAGGGCGAGACGGUGCUGGUGGACGCGGGCGGGGAGUAUGGGUGGUACAUCACCGACAUCACGCGGGUGUGGCCGGUCGGCGGGAAGUUCGGCGCGGCGCAGCGGGAUCUGUACAGCGCGGUGCUGCGCGUACAGAGGAUGAGUGUCGCGCUGUGCAGGGCGAGCAGCGGCCUGUCGCUGGACGAGAUCCAUCGCGCGGCGGAGCGGGCGCUUCAGGAGGAACUGGAGAAGUUGGGGUUUGAGUUUGGGUGGAAGACGGAUGUCAUUGGGAUGCUGUUCCCGCACCAUGUCGGUCAUUAUGUUGGGUUGGAUGUUCAUGAUGUGCCGGGGUAUCCGCGAUCGAUGCCGCUGCGGGCGGGCCAUUGUGUGACUAUCGAGCCCGGCGUGUACGUGCCGGAUGACGAGCGGUUUCCGAAGCAUUUCAGGGGGCUGGCCGUCAGGAUCGAGGAUAGUGUGUGCGUAAAUGAUGACGGGCCGGUCGUGUUGACGCCUGAAGCAGUCAAGGAGGUCGAGGAUAUUGAAGCACUGAGGUAGGGGUAGGGUCACGUUCAUCGUUGUGUGUAUAGCAGCGGUUUAGUCAUCACCGUGUACACUAGCAGUCAUUGGGGGUUUGUGCGAGAUAGAUUGAUGGGUAU